CUUAUAAAUAAUCGGAUUCAUGAAUAUCAAAUUCAGUGGAGCAUGCAAGAUAAAGUUGUACACACGCGUAAACAAUUGAAGUCAUAGUUGUUGCAAGUUUUGGACAGAAUGGAUCUCUUGAUGAUAUGCUGCUGUGUGUUUCUCCUGACAGUAAGUCCCGCGUAUUCCAAACCCAGGAUUGUGGACCUUACCCAUAAUCAGGACGAGCAUUCUGUCACCUGGCCCAUCAACCCUGCCUAUAACUUCACCGUGCUUCACCGAGGAUAUUCGAAAAUGUUCGAUGGCUGGCUUGAAAACAACUAUUUUGCCAUGCCAGAGCACAUGGGGACUCACAUUGACGCACCGGUUCAUUUUGCAAAGGGUAGUUGGAGAACCCAUCAAAUUCCGAUGGAAAAAUUGUACGGACCAGGAGUCAUUAUAAAUGUCAAAUCUAAGGUUGAGAACAAUCCGGAUUACAGAGUUUCAACCGAUGAUUUAUAUGCAUGGGAGGAAAAAUACGGAGAAAUCCCCAGACAUGCUGUGGUUGUGAUGAACUCGGGUUGGUCUCACAAAUAUCCAGACCCAAAGCUUGUCUACGGAACCUCUCAACCGAAUGAUUCCUCAACGUUUCAUUUCCCUAGCUGGCACGAGGAAGCCGUCACGUGGUUAAUAACCAAACGACAGGUCAACGCCGUUGGUGUCGACACUCCUUCUACGGACUAUGGACAAACCAAGACAUUUCCCUGCCACAUCAUAUUGGGAGAACAUAAUAUAGUGGGAAUAGAACACGUAGCGAAUCUGGACAACAUUCCAGAAAGUGGCAGCGUCGUCUAUAUACCCGUUAUUAAGAUAUUUGACGGAAGUGGUGGACCAACUCGACUUUUCGGAACAUACGACGACGAACUGAACAAAACAAAUUAUGCCAUGCAUGUCAUGAGUGCCUCAGUCUACAUCUACCUCUUGCAAAUAAUUACAAUCUUCGUUUAUCAAUUUGGAAUAUAACUCAAUGUUCCACUGACCCCUGUAUGCUUAAAAAUAAUUCACAUAUUUGAAAUGCGAUGUUAUUUUGUAAAAGUUUAACAAAGCGGAACGGUUUUCACUGAACGUUUGUAUGUAUCAUGUACAUGUAUAUUAUUCAUGCAUAUUUCGUAUUAUUCAGCAAAUAUUUCGAUUUCCUUAGUUAAACUCAAAUGCCAAUUUUAUUCAUUCAUUCAGAUGUCUUAUAAGCAUUUUUCUUGCAUAGAAUAGUAACUAAGAAAAGUAUUUCAAGCUACUUUAUAAACAGAUUGCUGCUAAUAUCGAGAGGACGACUAAUAUACAUAUAAUAAGCGAUCAAUAUACAGUACAUGUAGAUCAAUCGUUGGUUCAGUGGUUAGAGUGUUCACAUCGUGACCGGAAGGUCGUGGAUUCGAACCAUGAGGUCGUGGGUCUUUCUAACGAGACCUAAAAAACCGAGUUCCCGCCGCAGGCGUUGGCAUGAUAAAGAACUAUAAAUUGAGGUAGUCCUGAGCGCCAUGCAAACGUCUUCCUCCUCACCUGAUGAUGUCACAGCAAGAAAGAAAUAUUUUCAAUGGGACGUAAAUUUAAAAACAAA
This is a messenger RNA of Ostrea edulis (European flat oyster), 1573 nucleotides long. RefSeq names its product isatin hydrolase-like. Gene Ontology annotation, molecular function: arylformamidase activity. The transcript is spliced from 3 exons. The record is from RefSeq and is a predicted model, not a curated record. NCBI's taxonomy places the organism in Eukaryota, Metazoa, Mollusca, Bivalvia, Ostreida, Ostreidae. The coding region runs from base 109 to 981 and encodes 290 amino acids.